This is a messenger RNA of Numida meleagris (helmeted guineafowl), 2670 nucleotides long. RefSeq names its product pentraxin 3 (gene PTX3). Bases 668 to 1969 code for a protein of 433 amino acids. NCBI's taxonomy places the organism in Eukaryota, Metazoa, Chordata, Aves, Galliformes, Numididae. Gene Ontology annotation, molecular function: complement component C1q complex binding. Gene Ontology annotation, biological process: innate immune response. The record is from RefSeq and is a predicted model, not a curated record. The transcript has 3 exons.
GGCUCCCCAAAGAAGAAACUAGACAGAAUACAUUACCCGCCUGGCUACAAAGUUGCUAUUGGCAAUUCGGGCUGGAGAAGUAAAAACCCAACAAGCUGCCUUUAUUUCACAAGUUCUCCUUCGCAGCUCAAACCACUAGCAUAGCAGAAGUUGUUCAACAAAACAGCCCCGAAAGCCACAGUAUGGAGGUUAAACCAGACACGCACACCCAAACCAGCUCCAGGUAGACGUGUUUUCCUGCCAGCCCCCUCCGGAGCCGCAGCACAUACCAACUGCAGACAGAGUUUGCACAAAGAACACGGAACAGCCCAAGCGAUGCAGCUCAGGCAGCAAUCCCCUCUCCCCGCUCCCACCCCACGGCGCUGUGCAUUUCUGGCACUCUGCUCUGGGGGAAGCGGCAGCGUACAGAGCAGCUCUCCCCGUCCCCCCCCCUUUUCUCGCAGACCUGGGGGCUGACAUUGAGCAAGCUGCACGCCCCUUGCUCCUGGCUGCCAAAACCAACAACCAGAAGUGCUCCUAUUACAGCGCUGGCACUCGCAGAGCUCAUUCAUUCAAGCUGAGACACUCGGAGCAUUUAUUAGGGGGCUGCCCCUGGCUCCUCACAGUCCCGUCCCCGCUGCGGUCCCACUCCGGCCCGGCCCAGCUAUUCGCAGGGAGCAGCUGCAGAAUGCUGCCUCGAGGAGUGCUUACUCUGCUCACGCUGUUCUGUGUUUUCAGGGCUUCUGCUUCUGUGCUGGAUGAAGACGACGACUACGAUCUCAUGUAUGUGAAUCUGGACAAUGAAAUCGAAGGUCCGGUUCUGGGCACUGAGGAAUCUGCCUCGUGUGACUGCCAGCGGGAGCACACGGAGUGGGACAAGCUCUUCAUCAUGCUGGAGAACUCGCAGAUGAAGGAGAACAUGAUGCUGCAGGCGCUGGAGGACGGGCUGAAGGCGGACGUGCAGGCGCUCAGAGCGGAGCUGAGCCAGCUCACCGCUGGCCUUGCCGGCACCUUCAGCUCGGCGGUGCAGCAGGUCACCUCCCAUGCCUUGGCCCAGCUGCAGCAGGCACUGCAAAGGAGCAGAGACCAACCUGAGGAUGCCGAGAGGCUCUGCGAGUCCCAGCAGGGCAAGGUUCUGGAGCAUGUCCUGCUGCUGAGCCACAACGUGUCCGCCAGGCUGGGCCGGCUGGAGAACUCCUGGCUGAGAUGGGCUGAGGGGGAGGCCCAAGAAACAGCUUUCCAGCUCCAGCGGGACAAGCUCGGCCCCAGCAGAGAGGACAGCCUCCUCUUGAACACCUUAUGGAAGGAGCUCCAGCAGACCAGAGCCGAGCUGAAGGCAUCACAGAAGUGGGCCACCCAGCACCUACUGCCAGCAGGCUGCGAAACAGCGAUUCUGUUCCCGAUGCGUUCCAGAAAGAUCUUCGGGAGCGUUCAUCCGACCGCUGCCAUGACCCUCUCCUCCUUCACCGUUUGUGUCUGGGUCAAAGCGACAGAGGUUUUGGACAAAACCAUCGUCCUCUCCUACGGAACGAAAUUCAAUCCCUAUGAGAUUCAGCUGUACCUGAGCCGGCAGUCCGCAGUGCUCGCCGUAGGCAGCGCCCAGCACAAGCUGGCUGCCAGGAACGUGGUGGUUCCUGGGAAGUGGAUCCAUCUCUGUGGCACCUGGAGCUCGGACAACGGCACCGCGUCGCUGUGGGCGGACGGAGCGCUCACGGCCACCACCGUGGGCAUUGCUGACACUCACGUCGUUCCCGACGGAGGAAUUCUGCAGAUCGGCCAAGAGAAGAACGGCUGCUGCGUUGGAGGAGGGUUUGAUGAAGCUUUGGCCUUCUCGGGAAAAUUAACGGGGUUGAACCUGUGGGACAGAGUGCUCAGCGCCGAGGAGAUAGCAGUGCAGGGCGGAGAGGACGCAUGCAGCUCGCGAGGCAACAUCGUGGGGUGGGGGGUCACGGAGGUUCUGCCGUACGGAGGAGCCCAGUAUGUUUCCUAAACCCUGGUCAAGCAGUUUCUGAAGCAGAGCACAUUUCGUUAAGAGCAGAACACCAGCAUAUGCACAAAGAAUGGAGCUGAAGGAGCCUGCGUCUCUCCAGCUCCCAGGGCAGAUUAGCACCACAAAUUUACGCAGUGAGAUGCCGCGGGGGUGGGAUUUGAUCACCGCCUGCUGUUUUGGCCAAACACUGAAAAUGCUACAGCCAGACUUGACAUGGGAUAAGCCAUUCCCGAGGUCAGACAACAACCAUCUCUUAACUUAUGCUGAAAGCCGAGUGCCACUGCGGGCACUGCAGAGCUGCCCCGGGCUCCUGCCCACCCCAAGCAGGAGCUGUGCAUCUCCCAGCCUUCCCUGGCCACUGCUACUCGGCUGCUGGUUGAGCUGCACAGGAGAAGCCCAUCAGCCAAGAAGCACGUUGUUUAUUAAGUGUUGUUAGUAAUUUGUAGGCUACAAUAGAUCUAGCUUCUUGUUUAAAGCAUUUCUAAUGCCACGGAUUGACCCAGCGUAUAGGAGUAAUACCCACCAUCAUAAUCUGAUGUUACGUCUCGAGAAAGCGCGGCUGUAUUAUAUUGUAAAUUGACUUUGUCGUAAUUUUAUUGAAAUUAUUUUUGUAAAGUUGUUUUGUAAAUAAAGAUACUUUACUAAACUAAGGCUUCCCGUGGCUUUCCUCAAUGGAAACUCUGAAUAAAUAGAAAACUGGA